Cebus imitator (Panamanian white-faced capuchin) is the source of this 2473-nucleotide messenger RNA. RefSeq names its product platelet derived growth factor subunit A (gene PDGFA). The transcript is spliced from 7 exons. Lineage: Eukaryota; Metazoa; Chordata; Mammalia; Primates; Cebidae. Gene Ontology annotation, cellular component: membrane. Gene Ontology annotation, molecular function: platelet-derived growth factor receptor binding; growth factor activity. The record is from RefSeq and is a predicted model, not a curated record. The coding region runs from base 567 to 1202 and encodes 211 amino acids. Gene Ontology annotation, biological process: positive regulation of protein autophosphorylation; positive regulation of cell population proliferation; positive regulation of cell migration.
CGAGAGGAGGCCGGAGGCGAGCGCGGGGCCGGCGGUGGGCCCGCAGGGCCGCUGGCAGCCCGCAGGGAGAGCGCGAGCCAGCAGCCGGGGCCUGGCCGGGCGUCCAGACAGGUGAUCCGUGGCGCGGCGGCGGCCCCAGCCUCCCUCCGGAGUUCUUCUCGGGGGCCGAUGCCCGCAAAUAUGCAGAAUUACCGGCCGGGUCGCUCCUGAAGCCAGCGCUGGAGAACGAGCGCGGCGGCGGCCAGCACCGGGAACGCACCAAGGAAGAAGCCCAGCCCCCGCCCUCCGCCCCUUCCGUCCCCACCCCCUACCCGGCGGCCCAGGAGGCUCCCAGCGCGACGGGCGCGCACUCCGUUCCUCCUCCUCCUCCUGGCUGGCGCUGCCUGCCUCUCCGCACUCGCUGCUCGCGCCGGGCGCGCUCUGCCAGCUCCUUGCUCCCCGCGCCACCCUCCUCUGGGCCGCGCUCCCUAAGGGAUGGUACUGAAUUUCGCCGCCACAGGAGCCCGGCUGGAGCGCCCGCCCCGCGGCCUCGCCUCUCCGCCGAGCCGCCAGCGCCUCGGGACGCGAUGAGGACCUGGGCUUGCCUGCUGCUACUCGGCUGCGGAUACCUCGCCCAUGCUCUGGCCGAGGAAGCCGAGAUCCCCCGCGAGGUGAUCGAGAGGCUGGCGCACAGUCAGAUCCACAGCAUCCGGGACCUCCAGCGACUCCUGGAGAUAGACUCCGUAGGGAGUGAGGAUGCUUUGGACACCAGCUUGAGAGCUCACGGGGUCCAUGCCAUCAAGCAUGCACCUGAGAAGCGGCCCCUGCCCAUUCGAAGGAAGAGAAGUAUUGAGGAAGCCGUCCCCGCUGUCUGCAAGACCAGGACGGUCAUUUAUGAGAUUCCUCGGAGCCAGGUUGACCCCACGUCCGCCAACUUCCUGAUUUGGCCCCCGUGUGUGGAGGUGAAGCGUUGCACCGGCUGCUGUAACACCAGCAGCGUCAAGUGUCAGCCCUCCCGCGUCCACCACCGCAGCGUUAAGGUGGCCAAGGUGGAAUACGUCAGGAAGAAGCCAAAAUUAAAAGAAGUCCAGGUGAGGUUAGAGGAGCAUUUGGAGUGCGCCUGUGCGACCACCAGCCUGAAUCCGGAUUAUCGGGAAGAGGACACGGGAAGGCCUAGGGAGUCAGGUAAAAAACGGAAAAGAAAAAGGUUAAAACCCACCUAAAGCAGCCAACCAGAUGUGAGGUGAGGAUGAGCCGCAGCCCUUUCCUGGGACAUGGAUGUACAUGGCGUGUUACAUUCCUGAACCUACUAUGUACGGUGCUUUAUUGCCAGUGUGUGGUCUUUGUUCUCCUCCGUGAAAAACUGUGUCCGAGAACACUCUGGAGAACAAAGAGACAGCGCACAUUUGUUUAAUGUGACAUCAAAGCAAGUAUUGUAGCACUCGGUGAAGCAGUAAGAAGCUUCCUUGUCAAAAAGAGAGAGAGAGAAAACAAAACCACAAAACAUGACAAAAACAAAAUGGACUCACAAAAAUAUCUAAACUCGACGGGAUGGAGGGUCGCUCCUGCAGGAUGGAAGUGCAGAGAUCUCAGCAGACUGGAUUUCUGUCUGGGUGGUCACAGGUGCUUUUCUGCCGAGGAUGCAGAGCCUGCUUUGGGAAUGACUCCAGAGGGAUGCUGGCGGGCUCUGCAGGGGCACACAGAAAGCAGGAAUGUCUCGGAAACUGCCACGCGAACUUUAGAAACCACACCUCCUCGCUGUAGUAUUUAAGCCCAUACAGAAACCUUCCUGAGAGCCUUAAGUGGAUUUUUUUUUUUUUUUACACCAUAAAGUGAUUAUUAAGCUUUCCUUUUUACUCUUUGCCUAGCUUUUUUUUUUUUUUUUAAUUAUCUCUUGGAUGACAUUUACACCGAUAACACACAGGCUGCUGUAACUGUCAGGACAGUGCGACGGUAUUUUUCCUAGCAAGAUGCAAACUAAUGAGAUGUAUUAAAAUAAACAUGGUAUACCUACCUAUGCAUCAUUUCCUAAAUGUUUCUGGCUUUGUGUUUCUCCCUUACCCUGCUUUAUUUUUAAUUUAAGCCAUUUGGAAAGAACUAUGCGUCAACCAAUCGUAUGCCGUCCCUGCGGCACCUGCCCUAAAGCCCCUGUUUGUGGCUGAGUGACACCUUGUUCCCCGCAGCGCUCACCUAGAAUGCUGUGCUCCCACAUGGCACGUGCGAUGCAUUACCACUUCUGUGUUGUCGAUGUGCCCUGGUGCCGUGGUGGCAGUCACUCCCUCUGCUGCCAGUGUUUGGACAGAACCCAAAUUCUUUAUUUUUGGUAAUAUAUUGUGCUUUAUGUGUAUUAACAGAAAUGUGUGUGUGUGGUUUGUUUUUUUUGUAAAGGUGAAGUUUGUAUGUUUACCUAAUAUUACCUGUUUUAUAUACCUGAGAACCUGCUAUGUUCUUUUUUUGUUGAUCCAAAAUUAAAAAAUACCACCAACAAAACCCA